AUGGAAGUGGAAGCUCUCGAAUCCAUUUACAUGGAUGACUUUAUUAAGCUUUCGGACGAGCCGUUGACCUAUCAGGUACACGUGGUGCCCAAUCAGGAUGGCGAGAACAACUUUGUGGCAUUGCUGCUCAAGGCUGUAAUCCCGGAGACAUAUCCGGACGUCGAGCCAAAGCUUGAGAUUGUUGUGAAGAAAGGCCUGAUAGACAGUCAAGUGAAGGAGAUCAAGCAGUUGCUGGAUCAACAGGUCCAGGAGAACAUGGGUAUGGCCAUGAUAUACACGCUGUCCGAGGCAGUACGGGAAUAUCUAGUGGAGAACAACCGCGAGGGAAAUGAUGGAUCGGAGCACCAGGAGAUGCUGCGUCGUAUGGAGCAGAAAAAGAAAAAAGAUGAUAAGGUGGAAGCGGAUAAACAAGAGGAGGCAAAUGCAAAUGAAGAAGAGAAACGGCGUGAAAUUCACGGCACACCAGUAACUGUUGAGACAUUUGCUGCUUGGAAGGCAAAGUUUGAUAUGGAGAUGCAGGGCACGAAGAAAAUAUCGCUUAAGGAUGAGGCUACUGCAAAACUCACAGGUCGACAAUUGUGGAAGACGGGUUUGGUCACGGAAGAUGAUGCCGAGGAAGCUGAAGCCGAGGUUGAGGUCGAGAUCGAAGAUGUUGCAGAGCUCAAUGAUGAGGUCGUAGUGCAGGAGAGUCACAAGUAG
Peronospora farinosa is the source of this 699-nucleotide messenger RNA. NCBI's taxonomy places the organism in Eukaryota, Oomycota, Peronosporomycetes, Peronosporales, Peronosporaceae. The record is from the annotation of a GenBank genome assembly.